AUGCAGAGGACUACCAAAACUAUUGAGCAAUACCAUCGUAGCUCUUUUACUCCUCAAGACGAACACGUUGAAUGUGAAACUCAGAGCUGGUACCAAGAGGUGUCAAAGCUAAAGGCAAAGUAUGAUUCUCUUCAAAGGACCCAGAGGCAUUUGCUUGGGGAAGAUGUUGGACCAUUGAACAUAAAGGAGUUGCAGAAUCUUGAGAAACAGCUUGAAGGGUCUUCAGCACAACCAAGGCAAAGGAAGAUGUGUCUGAGGAUGUUCGUGUCUACACUGACAAUGAGAACAAGUUCAAGAUUGAGAUUCCCCAAGGUAAAUUGAAUAACUACAAGUUUGGAAGUAAAACCAUACACUUUCAAUUUAAUUGCUUAAAUUCUAUACUCCUUGUGUUU
Molecule: messenger RNA, 392 nt
Organism: Glycine soja
Lineage: Eukaryota; Viridiplantae; Streptophyta; Magnoliopsida; Fabales; Fabaceae
Product: MADS-box transcription factor 6-like
Exons: 5
Coding region: 1-321 (106 amino acids)
Biological process (GO): regulation of DNA-templated transcription
Cellular component (GO): nucleus
Molecular function (GO): DNA-binding transcription factor activity
Source: RefSeq, a predicted model, not a curated record